Molecule: messenger RNA, 2333 nt
Organism: Darwinula stevensoni
Lineage: Eukaryota; Metazoa; Arthropoda; Ostracoda; Podocopida; Darwinulidae
Source: the annotation of a GenBank genome assembly
CGUAGUUCGUUUUCGAUCGUGUUCGGCAAGGAUUUGCGGUCGCGUGAACGCAUAAGGGAAGAACGAUCGUCUAAAUCUCGAUGGUUGGGGAUUGGAAGAAGGCGGAGAUGGAAGAGAGAGGGGAAUUGGAGAAGGAGAGGGAACCCAUGAUUCAAAAAUCUCCCGCCGUCGUCAUCCGCACUAAUACCCACCUGGAAUCACGAUUCUGCUCCACCAAGGUGAAGGAAUGGGCGAGAAGGAACCUGUUGUUGAUUUUGACGGUGGUCGGGGUGUUGAUGGGUGUCUUCAUCGGGUUCAUGGCCCGAAUGACGGAAUAUUCGGAAGAGACCGUCAUGCUUGUCUCUUUUCCCGGCGACAUUCUCAUGAGAAUGCUGAAAAUGCUCAUCCUUCCGCUCAUCGUCUCAUCUCUCAUCUCAGGACUGUGCGGGUUGGACGCGAAGUCAUCCGGCAAGAUGGGAUCCCGAGCAUUGAUUUAUUACUUCGUAACGACGAUGUUGGCAGGAAUCACCGGAAUCGUAGUCGUGCUCUUGAUUCACCCCGGGAACCCAGAAGUGAAGAAGAUGAAGAAACAGGAAAACAACGAAAGGGUGAAGGUCCUCGAUGCCUUCCUCGACAUCGUUCGGAACAUGUUCCCGGAUAACCUGAUCAAAGCGACGUUCGAGGGCGUGAGAACUUCAUACGUGAGGAAGGAGAACGCCACAUCGGACGAGGAUUUCACUCGACACAUCGUACACAUCAACGGCAUCAACGUGAUCGGGCUGAUCGUGUUUUGCGUGGCAUUUGGACUCGUGGCGGGUCAAAUGAGGUCCUCGGGGCAGGUCCUCAUCGAGUUCUUCGUCGUUCUCAACGAUUGCAUCAUGAAGAUGGUCGAACUCAUCAUGUGGUACUCACCUUUCGGAAUCAUGAGCCUGAUCGCGGGGAAACUAAUGGAGAUCGAAAACCUGGCAGAAACGGCGGAAAUGUUGGGUUUGUACAUGGUGACCGUGAUCGUGGGUCUGCUCUUCCACGCCUGCAUCACCUUGCCUGGCAUUUAUUUCUUCGUGACUCGGAAAAACCCUGGCGUCUUCUUCAAGGGUAUGCUCCAGGCCUGGAUCACGGCUCUCGGCACUGCUUCCAGUUCGGCGACUCUGCCGAUCACAUUUCGCUGCCUGGAGGAGAACAACGGCGUGGAUAAGAGAGUGAGUCGCUUCGUGGUGCCCGUGGGAGCCACGGUGAACAUGGACGGCACUGCCCUCUACGAGGCCGUCGGCGCCAUCUUCAUCGCGCAAAUGAACGGCAUCACCCUGAGCGCCGGACAGAUCGUGACCGUCAGUUUCACGGCGACGCUGGCGAGUGUCGGGGCGGCGAGCAUUCCGAGUGCAGCCCUCGUGACGAUGAUCAUGGUUCUCUCUGCCCUCGGCCUUCCGAUCAACGAUGUCUCCCUCAUCUUUGCCGUCGACUGGUUCCUGGACCGGCUGAGGACGUCCAUCAACGUCCUCGGAGAUGCAUAUGGAGCGGGGAUCGUGUAUCACCUGUCCAAGGACGAACUGGCCAAGAUGGAUCAAGAACGAGCAGCUGAGGAGCAGAUGGAACUGGAGCAAUUCGGGCUGUCGCCGCCACCACCAGGUCCAUCCGGCCCGGCAAUAGAUCGCGGCCGGCGACUGAGUCGCGUGAGUCUUCAGCUGGCCAAGACUCACCUGAAGGUCUCGUCUCCCUCUCCCACCCAAACUUACCCUGACCCUCGUGGCAACGGCAUGUCUCUCUUCCUCAGUGUCAACAAUCCCAAUCUCAAUUCUGAAACCCAAAUUUGAAAUCCUUUCCUUCUCCUCUCUUUACUGUCAUCUCAUCUUGUGAUACCUGUACACAGUCUAUGAUGAUGUUGGUUCUCGUCGUAUCCUUGGGGUCGAGCUUAGUAGGCUCAAUUGGCGUCUUGCCGAUGUAACGAUGCCGGUGAAAUGUGAAUCAGUGCCAGUGAUGGCUAGCGUUGUCGAUAUCAUCCUUAUAAGAAAUGGGAAGAAUCCACCAUAUCUAUUUGAUAUCAAAUUAAGAAUAAGAAUAAGUUCAUGGAUUUCACUGACAGUCUCAAAGUUGCGUAGAUUCUGUCACAUGGCCUUAAAUCGAGACUUUCACGAUAUCGAUAGAUGGAAUUUUCUUUCGUGUUGCUGUAGUCUUCCUUUCUCUUCGUCUAAUAUCUCUUUCUCGUCCUCGUCGAUGUUGUCUGUGGUGGUGAAAAAACAACAUACACAAAAGCUUCCAGUUUCUGUACAGCAUUUCUCAUUCGUAUAGGCUUCGUUGCAGCGAGGCUUUGGAAAUAUUUGGUGCUAUGUGAUAGCAUGUACGAUCCUACAACUGAC